Acanthaster planci (crown-of-thorns starfish) is the source of this 2578-nucleotide messenger RNA. RefSeq names its product zinc finger HIT domain-containing protein 1-like. Gene Ontology annotation, biological process: chromatin remodeling. NCBI's taxonomy places the organism in Eukaryota, Metazoa, Echinodermata, Asteroidea, Valvatida, Acanthasteridae. The record is from RefSeq and is a predicted model, not a curated record.
CUGAAAACGCGGCUAGAUUUUAAUUUUGAGCCCAAUCCGCGGCUAGGUACUAGGUACUAGGUAGGUUCAGCCUGCUGCUACUGCUAGCUGCACAACGUGCAACACGUGUGUAAUUCUUGUUUCACGCGGGUUACCGAUACCCAGGGACUCAAAUGGUGAAUUAUCAUGACAAAAGUGUGCUUUUUCCGGUUGUGAGACGGCCUUCACAACAUUUUGUACGUGUGGGACAUUUUACACGUACAUGUAGGUCUAGCAUAAAUGAUGUUAUGUUCCGGGAGAACUUCUGAGUCGUUUCGUAUGAUUUCCCUGGACUAAAGCCUGCAAAGGACGAUCCAUCCGUACAAGCCAAAAAGUACAAACAUGGCUGUUGUACAGGAGCAGUCGAAGCGUGAGUCAGGUCGUAUUAAAGACAGCAUGCAAAAGCGAAUUCUUGAUAGUUACACCCGUGCCAAGAGGUUACGCAAACAGCUUGAGGCACUUGAGCAGGAUAAUUUUCAAGAAGAUCCCCAGGCCAACCUUGUCAUUCCUAAUAAAAAACUGCCACAAUUUGAUGCCAAUGAAGGAGCCCCAGCCAAAAAGAAGAAAAAGACACGUGGGGACCACUUCAAGCAGCGUUUCAGGAAGACUUUUAACAUGUUAGUUGAGGAAGAGCAACUGAGCAUGCAGGAGCCACCUAACUAUCUGACAGCCUGCAUCCCACCGUCUAAGACUCCUGAAAGGAAGUUCUGUGCAGUAUGCGGAUUUCCUUCCAACUAUACCUGUGUGAGCUGUGGGGCUAGAUACUGUAGUGUCAAGUGCCUAGGUACCCAUCAAGACACAAGGUGCUUGAAGUGGACCGUAUAACUUCAGUGACAUUGUCAUGUUAGACCAAACAUCAUGCUGUGAACUUACAUGUACGUGUACAUUGCUGCACAUGUCUUGACCUCAGCCAAAUUCAGUGUAGAGGUUUUACAUGUAAUGCAAAGUCUGGGGCCUGAAAGACAAAACAGAAGAAACCAUUAUGGACCGGAUAUGGUGCAUGUAUGUGAUGGCUAUUGUCCUGGCUUUGUAGGUGCAUGUACACUGUAGCCUUGUAUUGCUCAAUGCCAAAUACAUUCAGAGAGGCCGAUGAGUGGCUCCUCCACUGAGAUGAUCCAUAGCACAGCACGUACAUUGUAGUUGCUGACUGAGCUGUCAAAUAGAUGUCUGCGGUAUCCAGUGAAUUGGGCUCAUCAAUAGGAAUGUCUCUGGAUACAUGUAUAUGCAGACGAGUCCAGUGAGGAGUUUUAAUGCACUAUCCUGAAGUUCGAUUCUGCACUUUGGGAGAAAGAACGUUUUGUUACCAGUAUUUGUUGAGGUCCAAAGUGUAAUAAAAGUCCUUUCAGCAAAUUCCACAACUGGUGGUAUCGUAUUUUAAGCAGUCCUUCUUUUCCUUUUUCUGUUAAGAAUGAGAGUAUGAAACAUGUACAUGUACUUUCUCCAUAAAUGUUGACUGUCUGGGUCAAAAUUCUUCUCUUAUGUCAAACCUGGACUUAACUGCUCCGCUGUGCAUUGGAAAGACUUCACAGCCAAUGGCCUGCCUAUUGAAAAUCAUCAUGGAUAAAGGUUCCUUUAAAAGUAGACUGUAAUGAUCUACAUGCACCCAGCCGCACCUUUACAAAAUGCUCACGAUCUGUACUCUCUGAAGACAUAUAUUAUAGUAAAAUUUUUGUUGCUAUCAUUAUAAACACAAAGGGUUCAUGCGGACCUCCUUAAAUGAACAGCCAUUUUCUUCUUUAUGUUUUGCCUGGAUAUGUCAGUAUCAGUACAAAUGGUGAAAAAAAUGAAUAAAAUGUAUUUAAUUAUUGUUAAUUACUGUUUUUCAAACACCCCCCCUCAAAUCUCCGACAAAUGGCGUGACGUAUGUUUAAGAACCCACAAAUUGUAGUCUGGUGCCAUUUGGGCCGUCUGAAACUCGGAGUAAGCGCGCACGGCUUCCCUGCAGCGGCGUAUGUGGAAAUAUCAUAGCCUUUUCCGCUUGCGCUUCUCUAAGGCUCCUCUUCGUUUUUCUGUUUUUUCCUUUGACUUCUCACUUGGUACGAAUAUCGUCGGCACUGCAUCCAGUUUUAGCAGCCCAUUGAACUUCAUGCAAAAUGAAUCUUGCAGGCUCAAAAUAGUCCGGCUUGAAGUGGUCGCUGCAGAGUUUUGAGCUCGGCGUUGGUCAAGUCCACUUGGCUCGUGUAAGCUUGACUUUUGUGGACCAAAUUUUGCGAUAUUUCACAUCUUUUGGGAAGUUAUGCAUGCUUGUGUCAUUUUUAGAAGUAUUUCCACAACCUGCAGCAACACACCUGGUUGGCAUUUUCCUGAAAUAUCACCAGAACAUCGGCAAGUUGGUGAUCUCGAAGUCGUACCAAUACGAUAACGCGCUGAGUUACAGUAUCGAUGAAAGGAUCAUAUUUAGCCAAGAUAUAUAGAAUGGAAAAGAAACAUUGUGGGACUAGUGUGCUUGAAGCGUAAGUAUCCGUCUUAAGGCUGGCUGCUUUUAUUCAUUAAAAUUUACCGUUCUUCUUGUAAUUUGUAAGACUGUAGAAAUAACAUUUUCCAUCAUUUAAAACCUUGA